Molecule: messenger RNA, 1326 nt
Organism: Schistosoma rodhaini
Lineage: Eukaryota; Metazoa; Platyhelminthes; Trematoda; Strigeidida; Schistosomatidae
Source: the annotation of a GenBank genome assembly
AUGAAUAAACUAGGAAAUGUGUUUUCUCGUUGUAGCCUUGUCAACAAGAUUUGGAAACGUUCUAUAAAUCUUCAAGAAUAUCAGUGCAAGAAGUUGAUGUUAGAUCAUGGGAUUAACGUGCAAAGAUUUGUGCUUGUCAGAAAUUCUGGUGAAGUGGAUACGACAAAGCACAAUUUCAGAGUCAAAGAGUAUGUUAUAAAAGCUCAGAUACCGGCAGGUGGUAGAGGAAUGGGCGUUUUUCGUGAUGGGUUUAAAGGUGGCGUUCAUCUUACGAAGGAUCCAGAUGAAAUGGCACUCAUAGUGUCGAAGAUGCUUGGGAACCACCUUAUCACCAAGCAAACGACAUCCUCUGGUAUCCUUGUCAGCCAAGUCAUGGUAGCAGAGGCACUUGAUAUUCACCGCGAAACAUAUUUUGCUAUUUUAAUGGAUCGAACAUCUAACUCCCCAAUCAUGGUAGCAUGUAGCAAAGGUGGAAUGGAUAUUGAAGAACUAGCCAAACGUUGCCCAUCUGAAAUUAUCAAAGAACCUAUUGAUGUAACUGUCGGGGUAACUGAAGACCAGGCAUCAAGGUUUGCCACAGCUCUGGAGUUCAAUCCACAUACUCAGUUGUAUGAACAAACCUGCAAACAAAUUCAAAAACUGUACAAAAUGUUCACAGCUUUAGAUUGCGUUCAGGUUGAAGUUAAUCCUUUCGGUGAAACAAAGGAUGGUCAGAUUGUAUGUUUUGAUGCUAAAUUAACUUUCGAUCAGAAUGCAAUAUACCGCCAACCAGAAGUUCAUAAAAUGGCCUUGGAAGUUGAAGCUGUUGAAGUGGCUGCUUCUGGUCCGAAGAGUGCAGCAGCCUUAGAAGCAGAUGCUACACACAAUGGCUUAAACUAUAUCGGUCUAGAUGAUGGGAAUAUUGGCUGUAUUGUAAAUGGAGCUGGAUUGGCUAUGGCUACUAUGGAUUUGAUUCAUUAUCAUCAUGGUAAACCUGCUAAUUUUCUUGAUCUGGGGGGAAGUGUCACUACGUCUCAAGUUGAAAAAGCAUUUCACAUACUUGCCAGAGACUCACGAAUUGAUUGCAUUCUGGUGAAUAUAUUUGGUGGGAUUGUUAACUGCAAAACAAUUGCUGAAGGUCUUAUAUCAGCCUUAAAGAAUGGCAUCGUUAAUAUACCGGUUGUUGUUAGGCUUCAGGGUAAUAAUGCUGUAGAAGCUCAGUCCCUUAUUUCUAACAGCGGUUUAGAGUUAAUCGCCGUCGACAGCUUGGAAGAAGCAGCGUCACUUGCAGUCUGGAAAGCAGCAUGUAUACGUCAUAACUCCUUGGCCUGUGAUUCAGUUGCUUAA